This is a messenger RNA of Hyaloscypha bicolor E, 276 nucleotides long. RefSeq lists its product as uncharacterized. The record is from RefSeq and is a predicted model, not a curated record. Bases 65 to 241 code for a protein of 58 amino acids. The transcript has a single exon. NCBI's taxonomy places the organism in Eukaryota, Fungi, Ascomycota, Leotiomycetes, Helotiales, Hyaloscyphaceae.
UGGUAGUGAUAAUAUCUUCGAUUCUGCUAUCUACUGAAUUAUUAUCUUGGAGGAUUCUUUGUACAUGUACAACUUCGAGCCCUCACAAACUCAAUAUGUACAUCGAACUCCCCAAAGCCUUGCAGCUCCCCAUCUUGCGGUCCUUAUAUAUACAUUUAUUUCCCCCCCUCAUCCUUUUCCUAUCCCCCUGGCUAUAAAAAACCAGCCGCAACCUGGUAUCCCAACUCCACCUGCCCAUUAAUUAUUACCAUCUAAAAAGCAGAAAAACAAAAUAGC